Messenger RNA from Exophiala oligosperma, 2354 nucleotides. RefSeq lists its product as hypothetical. The coding region runs from base 809 to 2212 and encodes 467 amino acids. NCBI's taxonomy places the organism in Eukaryota, Fungi, Ascomycota, Eurotiomycetes, Chaetothyriales, Herpotrichiellaceae. The transcript has 4 exons. Gene Ontology annotation, biological process: nuclear-transcribed mRNA poly(A) tail shortening; regulation of DNA-templated transcription. Gene Ontology annotation, cellular component: P-body; CCR4-NOT core complex. The record is from RefSeq and is a predicted model, not a curated record.
CAUCGCUGUUUAUCACAUUCAAAGCCUUGACAGACACCGACUCCUGCUUCUCAAGAGAAGUCGUUCUACAGGCAAGGGCUCGCCCGGAGAGUCAGAGCUGCGACAUGAACCGACAAGGUUGGUUUGCCUUCCUCCCCUUCUCCCCAGCCCUGGUCAACACAUCCAUCACAGCAACUCGUGUUGGACUGUUUUUGCAUGCGCAUGGUGAAGCAAGCGAUCUGGAGGACCUCACGAUCACGAAACGACUCUCGGCGGCCGAAAUAAUGCGAGUACAAGAUUGCGGAACUUUCUGAGAGGUGGAGGGCUCCUUUCUUCUCGAGCACACGCUGGGCAGAAGCGACGUAACAAUUGCGACGAUUGACUGCACGAGCCCCCAGGCUCUCAGACAAUACUCGAAUGCUUGAUCCUGACUUUCGGUCUCCGUUACUUUUCGCCGAUACAGUUUAGAAGGAGGCAUUCAUAUUGGUCCGCGGGCGCUGAACAAAUGAUCAACGCAUCUGAGAUGUCACUUCAAAGGAGAGCAGGUUGAGUCUGUGAUAAGAAUGAUCUCAAUUGACACGCUGCCCUCUUAAGAAGCCACUCAUGGACGCCGGUCUUUGAGUCUGCUAUUCAGAAGUGCAACAUAGCGUUUACCUCAACCCUUAUCGACAAUCGAAUUGCGAAUGAUCUGGAUUCUCCAUAUCGCAGGCUGCCCACAUGGAACUACUAUUCUUACACCUCACCAAAUGUGUUGUUUCUUCGAUGUAGAUGUGCAAAGGCUGAUACAAGUUUUAUAGGGCAAGCACGACCACCAUCAGCUACCAAUAACAUGAAUCAACAACAAAGAAGUACGACCAAUCCGAGGAUGGUUACCAACAAGCCUGGUGCAUGGGCUCAACAAGGCCUCCCAAGUGCGCCAGGUGCUUCUCAACCAUCACGAGAGACCGUUGCUCCAGACAAUUGGGCCCAAGCCAUGGGUUCUAGGUCCAGCGGUCCUCUCGAUCUCUCCGCUUCAUCAUUUCCUAGCCUCAAUAACAGUGGUCUUCAAUCCCAGAGUCAUACGGUUGGCUCUAGUGCAUGGCAGACUGGCCCUCCGCAAAAUGAACAAGGACAGAGACAGCAGCUGAAUUCAUCUCGAAAUCAGAUAUCCUCACGGCAACAGCAGCAACAGCCGACUGGUGGACGCGAAGGAUUUUAUCCCACGGAUACCUAUUCACGGAAUGCCCCCAUGGAGUAUUCCACUGAACAGCCUUCGCAACCAGCGAGACGGACAAAUCCAGCACCCAGUGGUCCACCGGGCCUCGUGCAACGACCGAAUCAGCUAAACGAUACUUCGUCAAACGAUCCUAGUAGAGUGACAUCGCCUUCAGGCCAGGCACAGAUAUCACGUUCACCCAUGUCGCAAGGACUGAGUUCCGUGAUAGGCCAAGACCGAUUUCUUGGACAGGACACCAGACCACAAGGCAAAGAGUUCCAGGAAUCGCCGUCACAAUCGAUGGGACUGCAAGCGGGAAGUAUGUUUGGGGAUCGAGAACCAGGAUCUCAACCAGAGCAAUCCGCUGAAUCAUUAUUCGCUGGCAUGAGUGAUAGAGACAGGUUUGGCAUGAAAGGGUACAUUGCCGAACAAGACAAUGCAACUCCAGCAUCCCGAAGCCUCAUGCGAGGACUGGAUCUGUCGACACUCGGGAUAAACAUGAGCUCUGAGGGACCAUUAUUGCCAUCAUAUCCUGGGCCGUGGGCUGAUCACAACGCCCAGCCUCUCCGACCACUCGAUUCCGGAUAUACUAUUCCGGAUUGCUAUACGGUCAAAAAGAUUGCGCCUCUAUCUAGCCGCAUCAACGGUUUCAUGGAUGAGACUCUGUUCUUCAUUUUCUACACAAUGCCUCGGGAUUACACCCAGAUGCUGGUGGCUCAGGAACUAGUGGCUCGCAAAUGGCGGUAUCACAUGAGAGAAAAACAAUGGCUGACCCGUGACGAGGCGUCCCCAAGUCCAGUCCUGUUAGAAGACAAGAUGAGCGAGCAAGGCUACUACAUCUGGUGGGACACCAAACUAUGGAAGAAGGUCCGACGGAUCUAUACCCUGAGGUAUGAGGAUUUGGAGGAGCAACCGAGUAUGGGCAAUCGAACAAUCCAUGCUGGAGCUAUGGGAGCCAUGGCAGGAGGCAUGGGAGUUGGUAAUUUCAAUGCUGUACCCAGCCUUGAGAGAAUGGCCGCCAGCGGAAGAGGUUUUUGAAUUUGGUGGUGUUGCUGCUCCCUGCGAUCGAACGGUUGCCUCCACAAAGUUCGACCUCGCCUGGGGGAUGAAUUGUCGUUGUAAUCAUAGGAACUGCUCGCAGACAGCUGUAUGCAAGAAACAUGAUCCAUUCUUAAAUACA